Xylaria bambusicola is the source of this 7770-nucleotide messenger RNA. Its product is annotated as putative polyketide synthase. The transcript has 10 exons. Gene Ontology annotation, biological process: fatty acid biosynthetic process; secondary metabolite biosynthetic process. The record is from RefSeq and is a predicted model, not a curated record. Bases 1 to 7770 code for a protein of 2589 amino acids. Lineage: Eukaryota; Fungi; Ascomycota; Sordariomycetes; Xylariales; Xylariaceae. Gene Ontology annotation, molecular function: fatty acid synthase activity; 3-oxoacyl-[acyl-carrier-protein] synthase activity; oxidoreductase activity.
AUGGCAUAUUCAUCAUCAACAGCAGAACCCCCUCUUUCUUCAUGUCCGGAACCAAUUGCUAUCGUAGGAAUGGGAUGUCGGUGGCCAGGUGGCGUCCGAAAUCCUUCUCAAUUAUGGGACUUGCUCAAAGAAGAACGAGACGGGUGGUCCGAAUUCCCUAAAGACCGCAUCAAUGUGGAUGGCUUCUACCAUCCCGAUGGUCAACGCCCAGGAAGUAUGUAUACCAGGGGCGGUCAUUUACUGCAGGAGGAUACAAGAGAUUUCGAUCAUAGUUUCUUCGGCAUCACGGCGACAGAAGCUAUGGCCCUAGAUCCAAGCCAGCGCAAGCUAGUUGAAGUCACUUAUGAAGCCGUAGAAAGCGCCGGGGUGCCGUUCGAGAAGUUCUUUGGCUCGAGAACGGGCGUGUUUGUUGGAAAUUUCAACAACGAACAUCAGAUGAUGCAGUAUCGAGAUCCAGAUCAUACAUUACCUUACGUGGUUACCGGCGGCGGCCCCACGAUAUUGAGCAAUCGUCUUAACUAUGUAUUUAAUCUCACGGGGCCAAGUCUAAUGGUCGACACAGCUUGCUCAGCAUCCAUGUAUGCUCUACACUUGGCUGUGACAUCUAUUCGCAAUGGGGAUUGCGACGCAGCCAUAGUCGCUGGUGCCAAUGUCAUACUUGGCCCAGAUAAUCAGUUAUUCACAACGAAACUCGGAGCGGUGUCACCAACAUCUCGCUGUCACACUUUUGACAUCGCAGCAGACGGUUACUCACGAGCAGAGGGUUUUGGAGCCAUUUAUCUCAAGAGACUCUCUGAUGCCGUAGAUAGUGGCGACCCCAUUCGCGCAGUAGUGCGUGGCACAUCAUUCAACGCCAAUGGAAAGACAGGCGGUAUCUCCCACCCAAGUCCUGACGGCCAGGAAGCCGUUAUUAGACAAGCUUACAAGGCUGCUGGCGGUCUCAACCCGGAUCUGACCGGUUACACUGAAGCACAUGGAACGGGCACACCGGUAGGAGACCCUAUCGAAGUCUCAGCCAUCGGACGCGUUUUCUCUCCGGGACGAAAAGACGAUCCACUCUUGAUCGGAUCAAUCAAACCAAACCUAGGACACAGCGAAGCCGCGAGUGCGAUGUCGCAGGUCAUGAAAGCUAUCCUGGCGAUGGAGCAUGGGGAGAUCCCGGCAACUGUUAGGAUCAAGGAGUUCAACCCUGCGAUUGAUUUCGAGACGGCGAGGGUCAAAGUGGUGACGGGGAUGACUCCUUGGCCCAGUAAUCGUCUGCGUCGAGUUAGCAUUAACAGCUUCGGAUACGGCGGCGCAAAUGCCCAUGCAAUCCUAGAUCACCCGAGUGUGGUUCUUCCUGGAUAUAAACUUCACGGCCUCCCUUUGUCGUACAACCAGAUUGGAAUUGCCAACGGGAAUGGGCACUAUACCAACGGCAAUGGUCAUAGCAACGGGAACGGCUAUACCAGUGGCAACGGUAAUACCAACGGGAAUGGUCACACCAAUGGAAACGGUCAAAAUGAAGAUAAGUUGUGCUGGUCGCCUCAGCGAAUUAAAGUCUCUCAGAUUCAAGACGCGGGGGUUCGGCAGCACAUCUUGCUACCAUUCUCUGCGCAUGAUGAGCGUGCCUUGAAGGAGAAUAUGGCAACAGUUGCGAAGUGUUUAGGCAAAUACGAUCUAGCAGAUCUAGUCUACACCCUCGGCUGUCGAAAGUCAACAUUUGCCCGCCGCGCAUUCGCGAUCGCAGACUCAAGCGCACUGAGAGAAGAGUUGGACUCGGACUCGGUUGUCUCCGGAAAGGCACCAAGUACUCCAUCGAGGCGAAUCGGAUUCGUGUUUACUGGGCAAGGAGCCCAGUGGCCACAAAUGGGCGCUGAAUUAAUUCAUGAGUACGCGGUAUUUCGACGAACAAUCAGAUACCUGGACAGUGUGCUCGGCAAGUUAAAGCACCUUAGGCCUAGCUGGUCGAUUGAAGAAGCGCUCUUGGAGCCUGCAGCCACAAGCCAGAUCCACAACCCAGCCUUCUCGCAAACUAUUUGUACAGCUCUACAAAUAGGCUUGGUGACUCUGUUAAGACAAUGGGGAAUCGAACCUGUAGCGACAGUCGGGCAUUCCUCGGGUGAAAUAGCUGCGGCUUACACGGCAGGACGUCUGAAAGCGAGUGAGGCUAUCGUUCUAGCUUACUUCCGCGGUCAGGUAGUCAUCACCAAUCAACGCAAGGGGCUUAUGAUGGCUGUUGGUAUUGGAGAAGCUGAGACCCGACCCUACCUAGAAGGAAUAGGGAGCGACGUCAAGAUCGCUGCUGUGAACUCGCCCAAUAGUGUCACGCUAUCUGGCGAACCAGGGGCCAUCACGAAGCUGAGUAAAACAAUGACCGAAGGCGGUAUUUUUGCCCGCGUGCUCAAGACAGGUGACAACGCAUAUCAUUCUCAUCAUAUGGCGGCCCUAGGGCCGCCAUACGAGGACCAAGCAACAGAGGGUCUUGAUGAUGUCGGAGUGCUCAUCGCAAAUGAACCUCGAAACUCCCAAGUGAGGUGGUUCUCGUCAGUGACGCUGAAGGAAGAAAUAGACGUAUCCCCUGCCUACUGGAGACGUAACCUCGAGUCCCCCGUACUCUUCUCUCCUGCGGUCGAGAAAAUGGUAACAAGCGAGCCGGUGGAUCUUCUGAUUGAGAUUGGACCUCAUCCUGCACUAAGCGGCCCGGUAAAGCAGCUACGCAGUACACUGGAAGGUCACGGUGUCAAAGUUCCUCCCUGUUUAGGAUCACUUCGUCGGGGUGAGCAUGACGUCCAAAGCAUGCUGACCCUUGCUGGCAAUCUCUUCGUCAACAAUGCACCGAUCGACCUUGUGGCAGUCAAUGCCAACGAAAAGUUGGAGAAUGGAAUGGUGUCACUCAGUCACGGCUUUACCUGCAUCGAUCUCCCUCAGUACAAGUACUCGUACCCGGACCAGCCUGUGCAUUAUGAGAAUCGGUUUAACAGAGAAUAUCGCCUGAGAAAGCACCUUUCACACGACUUGCUCGGCGCUCGGAUUCCUGGCGGAUCUAGAACACAUCCACAAUGGAGAAAUGUCCUUCGCUUGAAGGAUGUCCCGUGGCUGGAAGACCACAAGUUGCUUCCACAUGCCGUAUUGCCGGGAGCAGCGUAUCUCACGAUGGCUAUUGAGGCCAUCAGCCAGCUGCACCACGAGGCCGAGGAAGCCGAACGUAUCACGUCUUACAAACUCCGCCAGGUCGCAAUUAACUCGGCGCUGCGCGUGGAGGAUACCGAACUCGGUGUUGAGAUAGUGCUGGACAUGGAACGAUUGCCUCUGAACAACGCAGCUGUCAUGUCACAAUGGUACAAGUUCACCAUCGGUUCAAUACUGCCCAACUCCGACACGUGGACUCAACACUGCACUGGUAUCAUAUCAGUGACCACCGCAGAGACCACGAUCGACAGGGACCGUCAACUGCGGCCGGACCCCCGCUCUAGAUCACUCGACAUGUCGCGCUGGUAUAAAAGGUUCUGGGAGGCUGGACUGGGCUAUGGUCCAGCAUUCGAGGGGUUAUCGGAACUCAAGGCUUAUCGUGGAACAAACACUGCGAGCGCCAAAGUCGCCCUCAGCCCUACGGCCAACCUCAAGAAUGAGUCAUGCUACCCUAUUCACCCUGGGACUUUAGACACGAUGAUACAGCUUGCCUUGAUAUCGUGCCACGCAGGUCAGGUCGAGAGCUUUGAGAAAGCAUUUGUGCCCAUAUUUGCCGACGAUGUCACGGUAUGGGUACCAGAAGGUAACCAACCUCAGGGUCUAGGUAUAGCGAGUGGGCAGAUACUUGGCCUUCGAAGCAUGUACUCUCAGGCUCAGCUCUACAGCUUUUCAGGAUCCCCGCUUCUUGACAUAGGGGAGUUAAAGUGCGUCACGUAUGAGGGCAUAGAAGACGAAAGCGCAUCAAGUGCUGUACGUGAACCAUACUGGCGUCCGGUAUCGAGACCCGACGUUGACACGUUAACACCUUCCAUCACGAGGGAUAUGUUUCCAGCUAAGGAGAUCGACCAAUCUGUUAUUGUCGCGCUGGAGACUCUGUCAGCACAUGUUCUUGCAAGUAUCGGAGAAACACUCCGAAGUGAAGUGAUUGGUGAUGGCAAAACACAGAAUCACGAUGCGUUCGCGGAAUGGGUAAGAUCGUGGAAUGAUUCCAGCAACACUCAUCCCACCCAGCAUCUCAGCAAGACAGAAAGAUUAGCGGAGAUCCAGAGACUAUCCAUGACGAUGAAACAUAUUCCUGAGGCCAGGUGUCUUUCAGCGCUGCAUGAUAAUCUAGGCAGCGUCUUGAAGGGAGACACCAACAGUGUAAAGCUAUUGAUGGAAGACAACCUAAUGACUGAUUUGUUCUCGUCGGGGAUUACUCUCCAAGGAGGGUACUCCCAGGUCCAACACAUAGUAGAUCUGUUGGCGCAUAAAAACCCUCGCAUGAGGAUUUUGGAAGUUGGUGCGGGCACAGGGGGCUUGACUUCGGCGGUGUUGGACACGUUGGCGUCAAAGUCAGCACCAAAGAGACUCCAAGACUACGUCUUCACCGACCACGCGAGCUGGUCGAUUCCAGAAGCACAGGCGCGAUUCUCAGGCCAAGGCGCGCUGACAUUCCAAACACUUGAUAUCCUCCAAGAUCCUAUUUCUCAGGGCUUCGAAGGUCAGUCUUUCGACUUGGUGAUUGCUACAAGCUUGAGCGAACUUCAAAGCCCCGCGACAGCCUUGAAACACAUGAAAGCUCUACUCAGACCCUCCGGAUCGGCUGUUUUGCUUGAAACCAUGAGCCCGACCUUGACAUCGGAAAUUCUCUCCCGUACACUAACUGGUAAAUGGGAGCAAGAGUCCAUAAGUCCGCCGGAAUGUAGGUGGGAGAGAACCCUACAACAGUGUGGGUUUUCAGGUGUCGAUCUUUCUCUUCAAGACUACACAAGAAAUCAACACAUGACCACAGCGAUGCUGUCGAAAGCCAUUGAUACUAAAGCAGAAGUUGCUUCGAAGCAAUCAUCCAAGGAUGUAUAUCUUGUCUAUAGGGAUUCAUUGCCUCUGUUAGCCGAAGCAGUAACUGGGAUCUUGAAAGAUGUUGGCGUUAAUAUUAUCUCCGUUGAGAUGUUCUCUGGAGCUAUGAUUCCUAAGGGUUCCUCUAUCAUCAGCUUGAUUGACGCCGACGGUUCCAUCCUUACUUGCCGUGACGAGGCGUAUUUCGAAGCAUUACAGGCCGUUGUUUCGCAGGUGUCAGAGAUGGUGUGGGUGGCAUCUGACUUGAGUAUCCAUGGCGAAUCAGCCAUCAUGAAGGGCGUGUUGCGAUCUAUCGCUACGGAGAACGUCUUAUCCAAGUACGCGUUCAUCGAGUUGGAUCACAGGGAGUAUACUCCACACUCAAGAGCUGCCGAACUCAUUCUUCACAAGCUAGGCGAAUUGCAAGCAUCGCCUGUAUCCGAGGCGGUGGACCUUGAAUCUGUGCUCCGAGGAGGUAUCUUCUAUAUUGAACGGUUAUUCCCUGAGGCGACAUUGAACGAACAAUUUAACUUGCGCAACGGGCAUCAGAGUGAAAUCGAGGAGCUCCCCAUGAGCCAGUAUGGGCCCCUUAUGGCAAGGUAUCGACAGCCUGGAUUGCUCUCAUCGCUAUACUUCAGCACCGACCCAAGCUUUAAGGAUCCAUUGGACAAUAACGCGAUCGAGAUAAAGACCGAGGCUAUCGGACUCAACAUGAAGGACCUCGCUGUAGCGACCGCGAAAUUUGAUCUUGACAAGCUGAGUACCGAAGGAGCGGGCAUCGUAACACGGGUCGGUUCGGGUGUCGAUUCUUUCAAGAUAGGCGAUCGGGUUUUCGGCAUGAUCCCAGGCAAUAUGGGUAAUUACCUUCGAUCUCCAGCUGCCCUAAUCGCGCGAAUCCCGGAGGGCCUCUCAUUCGAAAGCGCGGCGUCCAUGCCGGUCGUGUACCUAACAGCGAUAUACGCAUUCCAUCAUCUAGCUCGCCUGAGCGCUGGUGAGUCGGUUCUCAUCCAAUCUGCUACCGGCGGUCUUGGAAUGGCAGCUAUUCGAGUAGCAUUGCUCCUAGGGGCCGAGAUCUAUGCUACUGUAGGUACUCCUCGGAAGCGCAAGGUGCUUAUCGAGGAAUUUGGAAUACCAGAUGGCCGCAUUUUCAAUUCUCGAGACCUGAGUGCAGUAGAUGAGAUGCUUCAGGCCACGGGCCAGAGAGGCUUUGAUGUAAUCCUGAGCAGCACAGGCGGAGAUUCGAUGCACGAGAUGUGGAGAUGCAUUGCGCCACUUGGACGCUUCAUCGAUGUUGGCCGAACAGAUGUUCUCGGUGGCGGUAGACUCGGGCUUGAAGUUUUCAAGCGCAACGCGACUUUCUCAUCGUUUGACCUAGGCCUCGUUUACCGCCAGAGACCUGAGUUGAUUGCCAGAUUGAUGGAGGAAAUGACACAGCUUCUGGAGUAUAGAGUGAUUGGUCCAAUUGAACAUUUGACCACCUAUGAUAUCUCUCAACUAGAGGGCGCCCUGAAUACCUUCUCGAAGGGGUUACACAGUGGCAAGUUUGUCAUUACCUUCCGUGACCCAGAGACACGCUUGAAGAUCGCUCGUUCGGCACCUCGAGCUACAUUUGAUCCAGACGCGGCCUAUUUGUUAGUUGGAGCGCUUGGUGGCCUCGGGCGCAGUCUGGCUGCGUGGAUGGUCGAGCGCGGCGCUCGGCACCUUGUGUUUAUAUCUCGGUCAGGCAUAAGCAAGCCUGAAGCAGUCAGAACGGUUCAAGAGCUCCUCGCCGCGGGUGCCGAGCCUGAGGUGAUAAGUUGUGACGUGACUGACCGGAAGGCAUUGAUCACCGCAAUAGGAAAUAUCUCCAAAUCGCGGAACAUCAAAGGCGUGAUUCAUGCGGCUAUGGUAGAAGGUGAUGCACUUUUCAGUAAUGCGACCUGGAAUCAGAUUCAGCGUGUGCUGGCACCCAAAGUCGCGGGCACUGUGAAUCUUCACCAUGUCACAGAGAGGCUGCCGCUCGACUUUUUCAUUAUGACAUCCUCCAUCGUGGGAACAGUGGGCACACCAAGUCAGGGCGCAUACACAGCAGCCAAUGCCUUUCAAGAUGCGUUCGCCAAAUUCCGCCAGGCGCAGUCUCUGCCAGCCACGUCCAUAGGUCUUGGUUUGAUUCUCGAGGUUGGGUCUGUCAGUACCUCUACCGGGUUCCAGCAGAUGCUUCAGCGCAAUGCAACCUACGGCGUGUCGGAGACCGAAUUUCUCCAACUGUUUGAGGGCGCACUGUGCGAUUCGCACUCCUCCCCAGCAGACGACUUCUCGCUCGCCAAGCUAGACCCCAGCAGCAAAGCCCAAGUGGUAACGGGCCUGGAGCCAGGCCGUUUCGUAUCAUACCUCGACAAUGGGCGAGUUGAAGACCUUGUUUGGUACAAUCGUACGCGGUUCCAGGCAGUCCGACAAGGAAUUUCGGAUCGUGCGCAAGCUCUCAAGUCUGCUAGUGCGGGCUCAUCUGCUGCUGGUUCUUCAGUGGCUUUGCAGCUUCAGAAUGCAUCAUCAUCCGCCGAGAAAUUAGACAUCGCCCGAGCAGCCGUGACCACACGCCUAGCAGACCUUCUUGGCAUCGAGGCAGAUGAUGUUGAUGCUGACAAGCCAGUGUCACGAUACGGCGUCGAUAGCCUGGUGGCAGGCGAGUUGAGGAAUUGGCUUAUCAAGACGUUCGGGCUGGAGCUCACAAUGCUCCAACUGCUGAACAAGAGCACCAGAAUUGAUGAUCUGAUAAAGGGAGCAGCAGGUAUUGAGUCAUAG